ACCCAAAAAUCAAGGGACUGAAACAGGCGAGAUUAGAACAGUAGUACAUUGGGCUCCUUAAAACGAAUAGUAAGAAUAUUGCGUUAUGAGAGUGUAAGAACGAACAAAAAAAAGAUUUCUUUUUCUUUUUUCUUGUUUGGUUUAUCCAUGGCUUUUCUCGUGCCGAAACUUCUUUACGUGUGCCUGUACUCGUUGUAUGGCUCAGCAAUAGCUUAUUUAACAAUUUUCUAUAGUGAAUCGUUACACCUAAACUCAAAUCAGAUCGGAAUUGUAUUGGCUAUUGCGCCAUUUGUUCAAGUGGUCGCUUGUCCAGUGUGGACAUGGUUAGCGGAUAGAUAUCCUAAAUUGCACGGUCCACUCAUGGGCAUUUUAGCAACUAUCGGAGGCUCGAGCGUUUUAGGUUUAUACUUUCUGCCAGAGAUGUUGACUGAGAUUGAUAAACGCAUGAUGGCAACGUGUGUUUUGGGGUUUGUAUUUGCAUUUUUCGGUAGUCCUAUCUGUGCACUGGUAGAUAGUGCUGUGCUGAAAAUAUUAGACGAUCAAAAAAUAUUAUACGGUAACCAACGAUUAUGGGGGUCCGUUUCUAAUGGAGUUCAUAUACUAGUGGUGGGAUUGUUGAUCGCCCAGUACGGAAUCAAUGUCGCGUUUGCUAUAUUUUUUGUGGGAUUAGUGUCAUUCGUGCUCUUAUCCAUAUUGUUUGUACAGUUUGAUAAACACAUGAUCCACAGGAGUUCACAUGAUAAUACAAACAAUAGCGAAGAAGAGGAGACGAAUUCAUUAUUGGCGGGCAAAUCGACCCCUCUCACUGGUACGAAUUAUAUGUACGACCCAUCCUCCACAACAUGGUCACACUAUACAACUCAUCCUCCAAGACCAUCACGUAGAGAGUCGCAACAAAGUCAGAAUACGAGAAGAGAAAGUAUCGCAAAUACAUUGUAUUUAUCAGAUGAUCAAUUGCACACGUUAACAAAUGUAACCACAACAAGUCUAAUGGCUAUGGAUGCUCGUAUAGAAGCCAAUCAUGAGCUGUUGCAAUCCGACAUGGCCUAUCCGCCAUUAGGAUUAGCCUUAAGUUUGAUACCUACCAUGGAUACAUCCAUGUCAGCAUUUGCACUACUGGGACAGGAGGACGAAUAUGGGAUACCCGAAAAAGCAAUUUUAAAAUCAUACAUUGUGUAUACUUUUAUGAUUUCGAUACUCUUGUACGGAAUUUCGCAUUCGAUGAUUAGUCAGUUCCUGUUUCUGUUGUUGAAGGAUCUUGGAAUGAGUCCGUCUAUCAUUGGCUGGACAGGCCCUAUCGGAGGGACAGCCGAGGUGAUUACAUUUUGGCUUUCAAGACAAUUAUUUGACAAGUAUAGUGUUACUUUCUUGAUGACAUUGGCUUACUUGUCAUUUAUGUUUCGUGCCUUAGUUUACACGUGUUUAACCUCAUAUGAAACUAAAUCGAUCAUCGUUGCUUUAUUACUACAGAUCAUCAACGGGUUUGCUUAUGCACUUGUUUGGUCCACAGCAGUUGCGCAAGUCGACGGUUUUUUCCCGGUAGAACAACGGUCGAUAGCACAAGGAAUUUUGGCCUCGUCCUUUUCAGGACUAGGAUACGGAAUUGGGUGUGUACUUGGCGGUUACAUUUACAGUGUGUAUGGAUUUAUCCGGUUAUUCCAGACCUCCAUUGCGAUCUGUAGUAUCAGUUUAAUUGUAUUUUUAUCAGGAAGAAGAUAGCUAUUUUUAAAGUUAAAUAAACAUGAAACUCCGAC
This is a messenger RNA of Mucor mucedo, 1754 nucleotides long. Its product is annotated as major facilitator superfamily domain-containing protein. Gene Ontology annotation, molecular function: transmembrane transporter activity. Gene Ontology annotation, cellular component: membrane. The record is from RefSeq and is a predicted model, not a curated record. The transcript is spliced from 4 exons. NCBI's taxonomy places the organism in Eukaryota, Fungi, Mucoromycota, Mucoromycetes, Mucorales, Mucoraceae. Bases 148 to 1719 code for a protein of 523 amino acids.